Messenger RNA from Colletes gigas, 6111 nucleotides. RefSeq lists its product as uncharacterized. NCBI's taxonomy places the organism in Eukaryota, Metazoa, Arthropoda, Insecta, Hymenoptera, Colletidae. The transcript is spliced from 4 exons. The record is from RefSeq and is a predicted model, not a curated record. Gene Ontology annotation, molecular function: nucleic acid binding. The coding region runs from base 1 to 6111 and encodes 2036 amino acids. Gene Ontology annotation, biological process: DNA integration.
AUGGAGAGUCACCUAAAACCUCUCAUCGUCGAACGCCGGACGGUCAAAGCGAAAUUAACCAUAUUGAAAAACUUCGUUCAAACUGCAGCUAACGAGACAGACGUUCUUGCGCUAGAGAGACGACUAUCAGUAAACGAAAAAUUGCAUGAAAAAUUUGACGAUGUACAAACACGAAUAGAAACAAUUGUUAUCGGCACAAAUUUAGAAGAAUUGCAUUUAAACGAACGGGAAGUAUUCGAGUCUACAUACUUUAAUACGAUGGCGUCACUCGAGCGACUUAUUCAAAAUCUUCGCGGUCCCGCACGACCGAAUACGUUACAUACACCCUCACCCGUCAUAUCUGAAACGGUUACACCACGAUUGCCUACGAUCACAUUACCAACUUUCAGUGGGGAUUUUGAUAAUUGGUUACGGUUUCGUGAUACCUUCGAAUCGUUGAUUCACAAUAAGGAAGGUUUAACAGACAUACAGAAAUUCCAUUAUUUAACCUCCGCGUUAAAGGGCCCGGCAGCACGCAUGAUAAGCUCACUGGGUGUUUCUGAGGCAAAUUACAAGUUUGCAUGGCAUAGUUUAAAGAAUCGUUAUGAGGAUUCUCAGGCAUUGACCAUUCAUCACGCCGACGCUCUCAUUGAUCUUCCUCCGAUUAGAAAACCGUCGGGUAUCGUAAUUCGUGAAUUUAUAGAUACAGUGAACAAUCACAUCCUUGCACUGGAGGCGCUCGGGCUUCCAGUGAAAACGUGGGAUCUCCUUGUAGUUCUCAUAUUAACAAAAAAGUUGGACCCCGCGUCGCGUGUCGAAUGGGGAAAAAGGGCCGUAAGGUCACAAAAUACACCUACACUUCGCGAAUUUAUCGAUAUAUUAGAAGAGCGAUCGCGAUUGCUGGAACGAACCAAACCGGUAGCUAGCUUGCCCUCCUCCAGUGGUUCAGAAUUAAACAAAAUCAAACCAAGAAAUCAAUUCCAUGUUUCCUCCCAUGUUGCAAGUACGCUAAUUCAGUGCGUAGUAUGCAAGGGAGAACAUACAUUAUUCCAAUGUAAGGAAUUCAGAUCCAUGCCUCAAGCGAAAAUGCACGAAACAAUGAAACGUUUGCAGUGUUGUUUUAACUGCCUACAAACAGGGCACAGUGCAAGGACACGUACUCGCGGAGUCUGCAAAAAAUGUGGUGGCAAGCAUAACACCCUUUUGCAUCGCGAUUAUUCAACGUCGACUUCAAACUUUGUAUAUUCAUCCAGUACACCCUCGCCAAGCAAAGAAUCGUCGUCACAAAAUUCGAUUGUAGAGCCAACAAUUCAGUCUUGCUUAGCGAAUUCUCAGGGAACUGCCGUCGAUUACACAGUUCUAUCAACCGCUCUAGUCCAUGUAGAAGAUAUGCACGGUAACAAACAUGAAUGUUAUGCUCUCUUGGGCGUUGGAUCACAAGCUCAUUUUAUUUCUGAAAAUCUUUGUAAUAAGUUAAAACUUUCGCAAACUAGAAUAAAUGCAAUGACGAGUGGUUUGGGAAUGAUUACGAAUCCCGUAAAAUCAAAGACACAAAUAGUGAUGCACUCCAGAACCGGUAGCUUUAAAUCAAAUUUAGAAUGUCUAGUCAUACAGAAAAUCACUGACAACAUGCCGAGUGUUCCAUUAGAUAGGCGCGCUAUUUCCAUUCCAACGGGAAUUCCAAUAGCCGAUCCACGAUUUAAUGAAUCCAAGGAAAUAGAUUUGUUAAUUGGUGCCGCACUUUUCUGGCAGCUAUUGUGCGUUGGGCAACACAAGGCAAACGCUGGAUUAGUGUGGCAAAAAACAAGACUCGGUUGGGUACUAGGUGGGCAUUUACGUUGGCCUCGAGACAACCCAACAAUUGAUAUUCGCACAUUUCAUACGAUUAAGCUGGAUAGAUUAGACAAUGCUAUCACUAAAUUCUGGGAGAUUGAGGAUAACGUAUCGAUUCAAAACAAUCAAAUAGCGAUAGACGAUAGUGAGACACAUUUUCAAAGGAAUACAACUCGUGAUGCAGAUGGAAAAUAUAUAGUUAGCAUUCCAUUCAAUGACAAAAUUGGAAAAUUAGGAACCUCAAGGGAACAAGCAGAAAAACGCCUGCUGGCCAUGGAACGAAAAUUUGCAAGGAAUCCUACUCUUCGUUCUCAAUAUAAUCAAUUCAUGUUAGAAUACGAACAAUUAGGACACAUGUCGCGUUUCAUUGAUUCCACUAAUACAUUAGAUUCCGGUUACUUCUUACCACACCAUGCCGUUUUUAAGGAAACAAGCACUACCACUAAAUUACGUGUAGUUUUCGAUGGUUCCGCCAAAACUUCAUCCGGAAUAUCUCUAAAUGAGACGCAGCUUGUGGGUCCAACCGUCCAAAGCGAUCUAUUCUCGAUCUUACUGAGAUUUCGAAAACAUAACAUUAUUCUGUCGGCCGAUAUUGAAAAGAUGUAUCGGCAGGUACUGGUGAAAAGGGAGGAUCGAAGGUUUCAGCGUAUCCUUUGGCGCUUUAGUCGGGAAGAUUCUAUCAGCACAUUUGAAUUAAAUACCAUCACUUAUGGUACGGCAUCUGCCCCAUUUUUAGCCACGCGAACAUUGACUCGGGUAGGUCAAGAACAUCUUGACACAUUUCCAAUCACUGCUCAUACGAUCAUUAACGACUUCUACGUGGACGAUUUAUUAACUGGCUGCGAGACAGUGACGGACGCUCAACAAUUACAUCGCGAACUGACAGAUCUUUUAGGGCAGGCAGGUUUUCCAUUAAGAAAAUGGGCUUGCAACCACCGUGACGUGUUAACAGGACUGACUGACGAAACACGACAAGAAAUAAGAUUUGAUACGAGCGACCAUGACCAGAAGACAUUAGGUUUGUUAUGGUCCACAACUACGGACGAGCUUUGGUACACUUUCAAAUCACAUUCGCAGACUCCCGUGACUAAGCGCGCCAUUUUAUCCCGGAUCGCACAAAUCUUCGAUCCUCUGGGUUUGAUAGGGCCUGUCAUUGUGAGAGCAAAACUCAUCAUGCAGCAAUUAUGGCAGCUGCAAUUAGGGUGGGAUGAAACCUUACCACAAGGUUUGCAUACCCAAUGGUCCACCUUUCAUUCGGAAUUACAUCAAGUUAUUUCAUGUAAGGUACAACGUAGAGUAUUGUGUAGUAACGCUAAACGCGUUGAACUGCAUGGCUUCGCGGACGCAUCCGAAAGGGCAUAUGGGGCAUGCAUCUACAUUCGUACGCUAAUGGAGAAUAAUACAUGGUUUGUGCGGCUACUAUGCGCGAAAUCUCGGGUAGCACCCUUAAAAACUAUUUCUUUACCGCGUUUAGAACUUUGCGCGGCACUUUUGCUAUCACGGCUAGCAGAUAAGGUCAAACGCGCGCUCGAGUUGGAUUUUAACUGUGAACAAUAUUGGUCCGACUCCACUAUAACCCUUGCCUGGAUUAAGGGUCCAUCAUCAAGGUGGAAAACCUUUGUUGCAAAUAGGACAUCGGAAAUUCAACAACUAACUUCGACCAAAAACUGGAACCAUGUAAAUUCAGAGCAAAAUCCCGCCGAUGUACUUUCACGUGGUUCUAGCCCUAGCGAUCUGAGCACAAAUCAUCUUUGGUGGUUUGGCCCAAAAUGGUUAACUGAAGAGGUCGAUCAAUGGCUUGCUUCAGACAUUUUUGUGCAGCAUCCACCUGAGGAAAGGCAACCUUCAGUUACAUGCUACAACAUAUUAAAUAAAUCUCAUUCGGACCUUGAUGAUAUCUUUCUGAAAUACUCCAGCUAUUGCCGAUUACGUCGAAUCGUCGCAUAUUGUCUACGGUUCAUCAAUCGACUUAAACUUGUUAUUAGGAAACCGCAAUCUGGCAAAAAUGGAGAUGAUCUUCCAUAUAACAAUCUAUUUUUAUCCACUAAGGAGCUUGUAGAAUCAGAAUACUCACUUGUGAGAUUAGCGCAGCUACGGGAAUUCGUUGAUGAAAUUAAAAUUUUAAUCUCUAACAAGAAACUAAGUUCAACGAAUCGCCUAAUCUCAUUAAACCCAUUUUUGGACAACUUUGGAGUCCUUAGAGUUGGAGGGAGAUUAAUCAAUGCACCUGUGCCUUACUAUCAGAAACAUCCAAUGAUUUUGCCGUAUAAACACCCAUUGUCCACACUUAUUGUAGUUUAUGAGCAUCAAAGACUUUUGCAUGCCGGGUGUCAGCAUACACUAGCGUCAUUACGUUCUCGAUUUUGGCCAAUUUCCGGGAAACGACUAGUGAAGAAGGUCAUUCACGAUUGCGUACCAUGCUUCAAGGUAAAACCCAUUGGUACCAGGUAUAUUAUGGGCAACCUACCUGCCGCUCGGGUAACGCCAGCUCGCGCGUUCGCUACUUGCGGCAUCGAUUAUGCAGGUCCGGUAGUAAUUAAGGAAAGGGGUCGUGGUCGUAUCUCUCACAAAACUUACAUUUGUUUGUUUGUUUGCUUCGCGACGAAGGCGAUCCAUAUUGAAUUGGCGAUAGACCUCACCACCGAUGCUUUCCUAAAUUGUCUAUACAGAUUUAUUUCGCGAAGAGGAAGAAGCCAAUGCAUUUACUCUGACAAUGGGACGAAUUUUAUCGGAGCUCGAAAUGAGCUCAAUGAACUGGGCAUAUUACUGAAUAGCCAACCCCAUAAUGAUAGAGUCCGUACAGCCCUGCCCCAGGAGCAAAUACAGUGGCAUCUCAUUCCGCCUUACUCACCGCAUUUCGGUGGCCUCUGGGAACGCGCGAUCAAAUCAGUUAAAACCCAUUUGAAGAUCGUAAUAGGAACUCAACAAUUGACAUACGAGGAAUUAUAUACAAUUCUCGCGCAAAUAGAAGCAUGUCUAAAUUCGCGACCACUUCAUCCAUUGUCAAAUGAUCCGAAUGAUCUCACCCCGCUCACGCCAGGACACUUUUUGAUAGGCGAGCCUUUAAAUGCUCUUCCACAACCAGAUCUCUUACAUUUAAACCAGAAUAGAUUGAAUAGAUACCAGUUAAUCCAACAAAUAACACAACAUUUUUUUAAGCGCUGGCAACGCGAUUAUCUCACUGAAUUACAACAAAGAUAUUGGCACUGUGCAACAUUAACAAAGCUGACAGUGGAAGCUGGAUGGUCUGAAUGGAAGGACAGAUUUUUACAGACCUUCGCGGACAAAGGAUGGAAUACAGCAAUAUAUGCUAUAUGGUUUAAAUAUAAAGAAGGCUCACUAAUUGAGUAUGCGAUGAAAAAGGAGAGACUAUUAUUAGACAUGGAUAAAGACAUAGGCCCAAAAACACUAAUAACUCUUAUAGCAGCGGGUUUGCCCGAAUUCAUUAGAAAUAAGAUAGACAGAGAAGAAUGUAAAGAUUCGACUGGUUUAUUUAAUGAGGUCAGAAAGUAUGAAAGUUUGGCAAAUAAAAACAAUUUCUUAAAAAAGAAAGAGGGAAAAUAUGAGUAUAAUACAAAAUCGGCAGAAAAGAAGCCAUGCAGGAAUUGUGAAAGUCUGAACAAAGGUAUCAGAUACCAUCCAGAGGAAUCUUGCUGGUUUAAAAUAAAGGAAAAUGAUAAAGGAAAAAGUUCACAGGUCUCCUUGAUAAAUUCGAAACUAGUUAAGGAAACCGGAGGGGGGAAAAAUGUGAAUAAAGCACUUUUAAAAACGGCUAAUGGUGUGAAAAGUACCAAGGGACUAAUAACUAUAAGAAUAAAAACCUUUAACAUUGAGAAAGAAGUGGAUGUAUUCAUAGUUGAAAGUGAAGACUUCGAAGACUUCAUAAUAGGACUGGACAUGAUAAAAGCCUUCAAACUGAUCCAAAAUGAGAAUCUGGAAAUUUCACAAAAAGAAACAAAUAGAUAUUCGAUAAAUUUUAACGAACAUAUACAAGAAGAUGAAUUUAAAAUUAAGAUAGAUCAUCUAAAUGAUGAAAAUAAAGAUAAGAUAGAAAGAUUAAUAGAAGAAUAUAGAACAGCAUUCGCCAAAGAUAAGUUCGAUAUUGGCACAGUAACAGACUACGAAGCCCGAAUAGAUUUACUGGUGGAUAAAUAUUGCAGCAAGAGGCCAUAUAGAUGUACAAUACAAGAUAAAGAAGAAAUAGAAAAACAAGUGGCAAAAUUGCUAGAGAACAACCUAAUUGAGGAAUCUUACAGCCCCUUUGCAGCCCCAUGCCCCAAGCCCAACCUUUUCCACUGA